GAGUGGCGCGGCAAAUGGCGGCGGCGCGUGGCGGAGAGUGACCGGUUGUGCGCGGAGCCCGCGAGCGGCGGCGUCAGUGUCAGUGUCGGUGUCGGUGUCGGUGUGAGGCGGCGGCGGCCCGUGUGUGGAGGAGGAGGAGGAGGCGGCGGUGGUGACCGGGGCGCCGAGACCCCGCCAGCGGCGCCAUGCAGCACGAUGAUGUGAUUUGGGAUAUUGUCGGAAACAAACAGUUUUGUUCCUACAAAGUAAAAACCAAAACUCAGAGCUUCUGCCGCAACGAGUAUAAUAUCACGGGUCUGUGCAAUCGUUCUUCCUGUCCACUGGCCAAUAGCCAGUAUGCAACUAUCAGGGAAGAGAAAGGUCAGUGUUUCUUGUACAUGAAGGUGAUAGAGCGAGCGGCCUUUCCAUCUCGAUUGUGGGAGCGGGUAAAGCUGAGUAAAAAUUACGAGAAAGCUCUGGAGCAGAUUGACGAGAACCUCAUCUACUGGCCCCGCUUCAUCAGACACAAGUGCAAGCAGCGAUUCACCAAGAUCACCCAGUACCUGAUCCGUAUCCGCAAACUGACCCUCAAGAGGCAGAGGAAGCUGGUGCCUUUAAGUCAGAAAGUUGAGCGUCGAGAGAAACGAAGGGAGGAGAAAGCUCUGAUUGCAGCUCAGCUCGACAAUGCCAUUGAGAAGGAACUACUGGAGCGACUGAAGCAGGGGACGUAUGAAGAUAUCUACAACUUUCCUGUUCAUGCCUUCGACAAAGCACUGGAGAAGCAGGGAGCAGAGAGCGAGUCUGAAUCCUCGGAAGACGAGGAAGACGUUGGUCAGGUGGAAUACGUGGAGGGAGACGAGAUUGAUGAGAGUGACCUGAGUGACUUUGAGGCCAUGGAUAAUCUGGAGAGUGAAGACGAGCAGGAAAUGGAGGUCGAAUCCUCCAAAUCGAAGGGCAAGACCCCGGUGAAAGGCCCGGUCCAAAGGAAGCGAGCCUUUGUAGAGAUUGAAUACGAGCAGGAGACAGAGUCAGCAGCCAAAGCCAGCAGCACGUGACGACCGCCUGUGAACCACAGGGUCUUGCUUACACUGAAAUGUGGACAGUAUCUUCAUUGCAGAUAUUUUAAAGUAUCUCGAAUGGUCAUCUCAGCAGGGCAGCGUUGUUGCUGCUUCAACAGGAGGGAAAGCAAGGACUUAACGCAUCCUUGCAACGCGAUACUCGGAUUCUGCCCUUUGUUUAAAAUUAUGAAUAAAGACGCAAGUGAACUACGUAGGUGUGGAAAGGUUUUCCAGUGACUCUAAUAUUGUGGUCAGAACAGCUUGCCUUAUCAUGCUACACUGUACCACUGACCAAAGCUUUGACAGGUGAGGUUGUAACGUGUUCUCUACAGUUAAAUUGAGAAAAAUGUAAGAAUUCCUACUAUUCUU
This is a messenger RNA of Amblyraja radiata (thorny skate), 1406 nucleotides long. It is a transcript of the gene mak16, whose product is annotated as MAK16 homolog (S. cerevisiae). Bases 186 to 1034 code for a protein of 282 amino acids. Gene Ontology annotation, cellular component: preribosome, large subunit precursor; nucleolus. NCBI's taxonomy places the organism in Eukaryota, Metazoa, Chordata, Chondrichthyes, Rajiformes, Rajidae. Gene Ontology annotation, biological process: maturation of LSU-rRNA; maturation of 5.8S rRNA. The transcript is spliced from 10 exons. The record is from RefSeq and is a predicted model, not a curated record.